Molecule: messenger RNA, 2253 nt
Organism: Chrysochloris asiatica (Cape golden mole)
Lineage: Eukaryota; Metazoa; Chordata; Mammalia; Afrosoricida; Chrysochloridae
Gene: FSD2
Product: fibronectin type III and SPRY domain containing 2
Exons: 12
Coding region: 1-2253 (750 amino acids)
Molecular function (GO): protein binding
Source: RefSeq, a predicted model, not a curated record
AUGGAGAAUGCAGAUAGGGAGGAACGCGGGCUGGGUAGGGCUACUGCUCCCAACGACUUCCACCUUUAUCCCAUGGAUCUGUAUGACUCUGAAGACAGACUGCAGAUCUUCCCAGAAGAAAACGCUAGAAUGAGAAGAGAAGUAGUUCCAACUGAAAUGACCAAGGAGCCAAGAACGGCAGCAAAAGCUAGGACUCAAAGAGACCUUCAAGAGGAAGUUGAUGAAUUUGCCCAUUUAUUCGGAUUUGAAGAUGACCAUGAGUUAGGAGAUGAGUUUUUUGGUGAAAAUCCACUCAGGACCGAGAUUUCAGAAUAUCCUCCUUAUGUGAUGAAGAGAAGAGAGCCAGUCAGGGAACAGAAAGAUUGGCGAUUUGGUGAACAGGCAAAUGAGACUGAGGACCUGAGCUUCGGAGGGUGGGGCUCGGCAGACCAGUGCCAGGACCUGCGAGAAGCCUAUAGGUAUACACGGGGCCGGUCCAGUGAAGAGUACGAAUGCUAUGUCAUUCCAGAAGAGGAAGAUGAGGAAGAAGCUCCCAGCAUCUUUUGUGUCACUUGCAAAACUCCAGUAAGAGCUUGUGAGGCUUUGGAUGAACACAAGGAGCAUGAGGUGACCCCACUCGAUAAAGCACUGGAAAGUGCCAAGGAUGAAAUUCACAAAAACAUGUUCAAGUUAGAAAAGCAGAUUAUUGAGAUGGAAAACUUUGCAAAUCAUCUGGAAGAGGUUUUCAUCACUGUGGAGGAGAACUUUGGAAGGCAAGAACAAAACUUUGAAUCACAUUACAAUGAGAUCUUGGAAACACUUGCUCAAAAAUAUGAAGAAAAAAGACAUGCUCUAGGGGAGAAGAAGAAAGAGAAGCUGGAAGCCUUGUACGGACAACUAGUCAGCUGUGGAGAAAACCUUGAAACCUGCAAAGAGCUGAUGGAAACAAUAGAGGAGAUGUGUCAUGAGGAGAAGGUCGAUUUCAUGAAGGAUGCAGUGGUUAUGGCUGACAGACUUGGAAAAUUUCUGAAAACAAAAACGGAUGUGGAACUUUCUGCCCACCCUGACUUUGAAGACCAGAACUUGGACUUCUCCGAAGUGGAGCAGCUGAUGGACUCCAUUAACACCAUCCCAGUUCCAUCUGCUCCAGUGAUAAAUCCACAGGCCCCAAACUCAGCCACAGGUUCCUCAGUUCGCGUGUGCUGGAGUUUAUACUCUGACGACACUGUGGAGAACUACCAGCUGUCCUACCGGCCGGUUCAGGAUGGCUGCCCCCCGGAGGACCAGGCAGAGUUUACAGUGACUGUCAAAGAAACAUAUUGCUCAGUGACAAACCUUGUCCCAAAUACCCAGUAUGAAUUCUGGGUCACAGCUCAGAACAGGGCUGGCACCAGCCCUGCCAGCGAGUGUGCGGUGUAUAUGACAGCGCCUUCUCCCCCCAUCAUAAAAGUCAAAGAGAUAAGGAGCUGCGAAGAGGCUGCGCUGAUUUGCUGGGAAUCUGGGAACCUGAAUCCUGUUGACUCGUACACAGUGGAGCUGACCCAAGCAGAAACACCAGAGGCCUCCGGUGUCACUGAAUCUGUUGUGGGCAUCCCGACCUGCGAGUCCCUGGUACAGCUGCAACCCAGGCAGAACUACACAAUCUACGUGAGAGCCCUGAACAUGGGGGGCUCCAGCGCAAGGAGCCAGCCUGUUACCGUCCGCACCACAGGCUGUUACUUUCACCUAAACAAGGACACCUGCCAUCCCUGGCUGACCAUAUCUGAAGAUGGGUUUACUGUGGUCCGAAGCGAAAGGAAAACUCCAGCAAGGGAGCCACUACCCAGCAACACCCAGUUCACCAGGUGUGUUGCUGUGAGGGGAAAUCUAAUUCCCGUCCGAGGGCGCCACUACUGGGAGGUGGAUGUGGAUGAGCGUUUGGAUUACACUGUUGGCGUAGCCUUUGAAGAUGUCCCUAAACAAGAGGACCUGGGCACAAACUGCCACUCUUGGUGCAUGAGGCAUACAUUUGCAUCAUCAAGGCAUAAGUACGAAUUCCUUCACAAUAAGACAACUCCAGAUAUAAGAGUCACCGUUUCCCCAAGGAGGAUUGGUGUUCUGUUAGACUAUGAAAACUCAAAGCUGUCAUUUUUCAAUGUGCACAUUUCUCAGCAUCUUUACACAUUCAGUUGUCAGUUUCACCAGUUCGUGCACCCCUGUUUCGCUCUGGGAAACCCUGGGAGCCUAAAGAUCCAUAACGGCAUUUCAAUACCAAAGCACGUGGCUUUCUAUUAG